GGUGCCUGUGGCCACUUCGCCGUUUCCUGAUGGAUUCGCUCCCCUCCCCCUCCCCCUCUCUCCCCGAGACUCCCGUAGGUUAGCCUUUAAGUCAGUGCAAUCAAUAGGAGGAGACGUCUGAUAGGCGGGCUAGGACUGCAGCCGUCGGGCGGAAGAGAGAGCGUCAGCCAGGAGGAGAGUUUCCUGUGGGUCGCCACGUUGGUCUGUAGUAGAAGAGCGUGACCCAGGCCCAGGAGCACCUUGGAGACCCGCUAGAUCCCCAGGGCGUGCGCUUUCGAGAGUCAGCAGCCGGCCUUUCUCUCCCCGCUUUUCAGCUGCCAUCAUGUCCCCUGAUGCGAAAAGAAUCGUAAAUGGGCUGGGGGGGGGGGGGCGGCAGCAGGACCUGCACAACUGGUCCCCGCCUGGCCCUCCUCAGCAGUGAUGGCUGCCCUGCAAUUUGUCCCCAACUGGCACUGGCAGCCACCAUGCAGCGAGGCCUGGCCCCCAGCAGCAACAGCAGCCACCAUGCGACUGGCCCAGCCCUGCCAACCGCCAUGCAAGGCAGUCAGGCUGUUCCUGAGAAGGAAGAGGCUGCCGUGGGAGACGUGCGCAUGUACAAGCGGCGGUGGACCUUGCCCCUUUGCAGAGCGGGCAGCGGGCCAAACGUUCAGGUGAGCAGAGGGGCCGCAGUGGCCCUGCCGAUACGAGGACCAUCCACUUUCCUUCUUAAUGAGAAACACGGACUAUAAACAGAGUAAGCAAGCCAACACACAUGUGUAGGGAAGCCUCUCCUGCCAUGCUCUCUGCCACCUGAAGGUGCCACCCUGCAAGUGGGCAAGACUGGCAGCGCCCCCUCCACGUGCCUUCUCUGUUGUGGCUCUAUUGAGUUCCAAAAGACGCUCAGCAGUUGCGCUUCAACUGCGCCUGCUCCAUGCACGGGCACUGUGGCAGGGUGCACGUGAGGGGGAAGAGGCGGGCAGGCAGAACUCCCACGGCGCAGCUGCUGGGUCCCUAGCCCUGCUCAGCUGUCAGCUGCGGUCGCCCCUUUGGCGAUGAAGUGCUUGUACAAGUUCUGAAAUGAGAUGAGUUAGUCACACAGCAAGCACAUUUGCUCACUCUCUCGAGACAACACCCUUGGGGGUGAGUGCUGGCUGCCUCCUCUGUGGUGCCCACAUGCCCUUUCUGUGCAUUUCCUGCCAUGGGAGUGCAGUGCUGGGCCCCCUGAGUGCCCCACCAGAGGCCUCAGAGACAGAGUCCCAAUCCACGCAUCCUGGCUGGCCACUGCUGGGGAGGGCUGUGAUUGGCUGUGGCUGUAAUUAGCACCUGUGCUGCGCCGGGACUUGUGGAUGGGCCUAUGCCAGGGGGGUGCUUUGCCUUUCUCAUCGCAUGGAUGCCAUUGGCUAUGCUGCAUUAUUUGCAAGCGCACCUUUCUGCCAGUUUUCAUAGAAUCAUAGAAUCAUAGAGUUGGAAGGGGCCAUACAGACCAUCUAGUCCAACCCCCUGCCCAGUUUUGUGGGUGGGGGGAGGCUUAGGGAGCCAGCUAACUCCCACCAUGCCCUGGAACCCCUCUUUCUGCAUCAGCAUAGUGGGUGCGCCAGUGAAUCUCCAGUCACAACAGAGGCCCACUGAUGGUCAGCUGCCAUGGCACCACUCCAGAGCACUAUGCUAGGCUCAGUCCAGGAUAUGGCAGAGGGAGACACAGUUGGCUAUUGCAGCACUUUUGCACCCCCCACCCACCCCUCAGGACUGCACUGGUACUGUACUCCAGUAUCCUACUAUAUAAUUCUCUUAGCGUCUGCCCGACGACUCACAUUUAUCCUGGUGCGCCUGCACAAGCACCAGGAUAAAAAGUGAGUGGUCGGACCCUGCCUUCAGAGGGUGCCGCUGGUGGUGGACAGCCAGGCGAGGCUGCCUGGCCCUCUGCCGCGAGACGAAGAAGCCCAGCUGGAGGGGGAGGCCAGCUAGAAGAGUGAUGCGCCUGCAGGUGGAGCCCGGGUGACAGGCCAUAACUGAAGCGCCCGCUGCCCUGGGAGCCCCUCAGGAGCCAGGGCGCACCACUCUCAGUGGACCCGGGGCAACGGGGUGUGAGCGACAUGCCCACUGCCCUGGGAGCCCUGCUGCACCACUGUCAGUGGAGCCGGGGUGCGGGGUUCACAGGGCUACAGGCGCGUCACCCCCCUGUGUCUGAGCCCUCCCCAGAACCUGUUAGACCCUCUACCUGCCAACCCUCCCCAGACCCCUCCUGCCUCUGAGCCCUCCCCAGACCCCCCUGUCCCCCUACCUGCCAACCCUCCCCAGACCCCUCCUGCCUCUGAGCCCUCCCCAGACCCCCCUGUCCCCCUACCUGCCAACCCUCUCCAGACUCAUCUUGCCUCUCAGCUCUCCCCAGACCCCCUUUCCCCCUACCUGCCAUCCCUCCCCAUACCCCUCCUGCCUCUGAGCCCUCCCCAGGCCCCACUUGCCCCUCCACCUGCCAGUCCUCUCCAGACCCCUCCUGCCUCUGAGCUCUCCCCAGACCCCCCUGUCCCCCUACCUGCCAUCCCUCCCCAUACCCCUCCUGCCUCUGAGCCCUCCCCAGACCCCUCUGUCCCCCUACCUGCCAACCCUCCCCAGACUCCUCUUGCCUCUCAGCUCUCCCCAGACCCCCUUUCCCCCUACCUGCCAUCCCUCCCCAUACCCCUCCUGCCUCUGGGCCCUCCCCAGGCCCCACUUGCCCCUCCACCUGCCAGUCCUCCCCAGACCCCUCCUGCCUCUGAGCUCUCCCCAGACCCCUCUUUCCCCUCCACAUGCCAAUCCUCCCCGGACUCCUCUUGCCUCUCAGCUCUCCCCAGACCCCCCUGCCCCCCUACCUGCCAUCGUUCCCCAGACACCUCCUGCCUCUGUGCCCUACCCAAACCCCUCUUACUCCUCCACAUGCCAAUCCUCCUCAGACCCCUCCUGCCUCUCAGCCCUCUCAGCCCUCCCCAGACCCCCUCCACCUGCCAGCCCUCCCCAGAUCCCUCCUGCCUCUGUGCCCUCCCCAGACCCCUCUUACCCCUCCACAUGCCAACCCUCCCCAGACCCCUCCUGCCUCUGAGCCCUCCCCAGACCCCCCUGUCCCCCUACCUGCCAACCCUCCCCAGACUCCGCUUGCCUCUCAGCUCUCCCCAGACCCCCUUUCCCCCUACCUGCCAUCCCUCCCCAUACCCCUCCUGCCUCUGAGCCCUCCCCAGACCCCACUUGCCCCUCCACCUGCCAGCCCUCCCCAGACCCCUCCUGCCUCUGAGCCCUCCCCAGACCCCUCUUGCCCCUCCACAUGCCAAUCCUCCCCGGACUCCUCUUGCCUCUUAGCUCUCACCAGACCCCCCUGCCCCCUACCUGCCAUCCCUCCCCAGACCCCUCCUGCCUCUGUGCCCUCCCCAGACCCCUCUUACUCCUCCACAUGCCAAUCCUCCUCAGACCCCUCCUGCCUCUCAGCCCUCCCCAGACCCCUCCCCAUGCCCCUCCACCUGCCAGCCCUCCCCAGAUCCCUCCUGCCUCUGUGCCCUCCCCAGACCCCUCUUACCCCUCCACCUGCCAGCCCUCCCCAGACCCCUCCUGCCUCUGAGCCCUCCCCAGACCCUACCUGCCAACCCUCCCCAGACUCCGCUUGCCUCUCAGCUCUCCCCAGACCCACUUUCCCCCUACCUGCCAUCCCUCCCCGUACCCCUCCUGCCUCUCAGCCCUCCCCAGACCCCUCUUGCCCCUCCACAUGCCAAUCCUCCCCGGACUCCUCUUGCCUCUUAGCUCUCACCAGACCCCCCUGUCCCCCUACCUGUAAUGAGCCUUUGCCCGUGUCUAAAACUAAGCUUCAACUAGCCAGGAGAAAGAUGUAUCUCUCUCCAGGAGAGCUUACAGCAAUUAGUUUUCAGACCUAUCAAACAGAUAAGUUCUUUGAACCAGCUGUUUAUCAGUACAUGUAUUUAUAUAGGGUUCAAUAUUGCUUUGCAACUCCUUAUCAAACACACAGACACCUGUCUAGAGUUUAUUUCACUUUAUUGAAAAUACACCCUAGUUUUUUAAUGAAGCAAGUAAUCAAAUUAUAAAAGGCUAUUAAUAUAAAUCCUAUAAAAACAGAACACAGAAAGGCAAUAAGAAAUAAGUUUGCUAACAUUUCUUAAUAAAUCCCUAGUUUAACAUGCUCAAAGUUUCUAUGAAAUACAUAGGUAGAGAUAGGUUCUCACCUAGAUUCUCCCAAGAGAUUUCUUCCAUCAGUACCCUGCCAUUCUAUCUGUGUUAUAUACCUCAUCAUAUGCAAAUAUUUAAGGUCUAUUCACAUGAUAGCACAAACAAAUAAUGAUUGGUUUGACACUUCACUGAAUAUUCAUUAUCACCAUAGUACAGCCUUCCAAUUAGUAAAAAAUUAUGUCAUAUUCAGAUCUGCAAAAGAAAACUGUAAAUCUCUGAGAGGUGUCAGGAAAAGUUAAGUUGAACGAUCACCAUUGGUUGAAUCUCUGAUAGAGGAACAUUAAUCUCGAUAAAGUCCACUAUUUUAAUUAACUGUCAAAGGAUGAAAGCACACCGGUUGAAUUACCUAACACAUAGAAAAAAUACACAGACAGUUCAUGCGAAGUUUAAAAGUUCAUCUAGCGAAUACAAGAGCUUGGCCUAAUAUUGAUUAGUAUUGAUUAUUGUCAUGUGCUUUUAAUCUAUAUUGGCAUAACAUACCUGCCAUCCCUCCCCAGAUCCCUCCUGCCUCUCUGCCCUCCCCAGACCCCUCUUGCCCCUCCACCUGCCAAUCCUCCCUAGACCCCUCCUGCCUCUCUGCCCUCCCCAGACCCCUCUUGCCCCUCCACCUGCCAAUCCUCCCUAGACCCCUCCUGCCUCUCUGCCCUCCCCAGACCCCUCUUGCCCCCUACCUGCCAUUCCUUCCCAGACCCCUCCUGCCUCUCACCUCUCCCCAGACCCCCCUUUCCCCCUACCUGCCAUCCCUCCCCAGACCCCUCCUGCCUCUCACCUCUCCCCAGACCCCCCUUGCCCCCUACCUGCCAUCCCUCCCCAGAUCCCUCCUGCCUCUCACCUCUCCCCAGACCCCCCUGCCCCCCUACCUGCCAUCCCUCCCCAGACCCCUCCUGCCUCUCUGCCCUCCCCAGACCCCUCUUGCCCCCUACCUGCCAUCCCUCCCCAGACCCCUCCUGCCUCUCACCUCUCCCCAGACCCCCCUUGCCCCCUACCUGCCAUCCCUCCCCAGAUCCCUCCUGCCUGUUAGCCCUUCCCAGACCCCCCCCGCCAACCCACCCCAGCCCCAGCUUUCUAGAGCCCGUUGUAUUUAUUUGCACAACGUGCUUUGUUUCUAGUUUAUUAUAUGUUUUAUCCUGCUCUUACUGCAUGGUCCUUGACUUUGUCAUCCCAUUUUCUGCAUUAGGAUAUAUCACGCCUGAAAUCUUUACACUUUAGCAUUGGUUUCCUACCUUUGAUCAUUCUGGUCUGGUUGCUUUGUUUAUUGGGUGUCUUAGGCUGUCGGUUUACAUUCUUGACAUUGUGUCAUCCGCCUUGAGUCUCACAAAGGUGAGCAAUAAAUAAAGCCAAUAAAUCAAUAAUCUCACAGUGUGAUCAGGGUUCGCUGGCAGCCCUGUUGGUUUGGUGAGCAAAGGCCCCACCCCUUACCUUGGGCCCUGGGGCUGCAGGGGGCAGGCCCCUCGUGCUUCCUUGGAGGGGCUGAUCGGAAACCACUUUGCACACCUACACUUCCUGGCAGAGCUCAUUCUGAGUGCUUUCGACAGCACUGGAAACGGUGACUGCUGGCGCUCUGCUUGCAAGAAUCAGCAAUAUCAGUUGACGGGAAAGCUUCCGUUCCUCUUCUGAGCUGCAAAGCAGCACAAACCGGGCGAGGAAACUCUGAAACAACAGCAAGGAAGAACACAAACCAUGAAGACGCACUUAGGGAUCACCUUCAGUGGCUUUGGCCUCUUGUUCUGUAUGUGCAGCCCCAUCUGGGGACAGGCAGCCAACAAGAUCGAAGUGAGCAUCUCUGAGAACGAUGUGACUCUCACGUGCCCCAUGAAUGAUUCUUACUGGAUGAAGAAAGAGGGAAACACAUUCAAAAAUGUGACCAUCUCACCAUCACUGACGAUCGAAAACUAUUUGGGGACCCAGCAUAACGGCAUGCACUACUGUGGCAAAGAGGACAACAUAAAUCGCAUUUACCUGCAAAUCAAAGAGUGCCCCGGGUGCGUGGAGAUGGACGUCUGGGUUGUGACGGGCAUCAUCGUGGCUGACCUGCUUGUCACCCUUGGAGUGCUGAUCCUGACCUACUACUUGAGCCAGAAGCGGGCAGCCCGCUUGGGCGGUGGUCCUGCAGCGGGAGGAGGCACCCGAGGACGGCCACGAGGCCAGAAGGAGGACCGGCCCCCACCUGUGCCAAACCCAGACUACGAGCCCCUCCGGAAAGGCCAGCGGGACGUGUAUGCUGGACUGGAGCCCAGGGCCUUCUGAGAGGGACGCCUGGUGGAGAAGCAAACUCUUCCCCCAGUACCGUUAGAAUCUAUAACUUAAAGCAUUUGUAUCUGUGUUUGGGCCUUCAUAGGAUGGAUUUUGAACAUGCUCUGUGUGAACUAAAAAUUUUAGUUAUUGCCCAACAAUUUUGGCCAACUACUUUGUGACAUGAGUCCAGUUCCAAGAACAUCUGGUCCAGAUGAGCAGCCAGGACCCACUUCCUUUAUGAAAAGCAGUGGACCACAGCACAGAUAAUACGAAGGAUGGGGCUGCCAGCGGUUACCAGGCUCGGUUCAAGGGUCCCAGUUAUCAUCACUGUCGAGCCUCGUCAUGGCCUUGAAGCCUCCUACCUGCAGGGCUGCCUCUCCUGCUCUGCUCUCUGCGGAAGCUCCACUCACCUGAGCAGGGCCUUCGGCAGGCCCCACCCUGCAAAGAAGCGAGGCCAGCAACCACCCGUACGCGUGCCGGUUCUCUGUCGUUGUCGUCCCCCCCUCCACACACACAAAAACACACACACACACACACACACACACAAUGCCUUGAGGAGAUCAGGAAGACUCCCUGCUCCUGGCAUUUUGCAAACUAUUUAAAAGAGAGUGGUCCAGGAAGACAUUUUUAAAGGGACUGGGGCAGCAGCAUAACAGAACGGUUCAAGAAGGCACUUCUAUAAAGGGAACGGGAUUCUAGUCUAUGCCACUGUGUAUGGCGCAUAUUAUCCUUUUGUUGUGUGUAGUGUCCUGCUCUGACUGCAUUGUUUUUUACUUUUGUAAUUCUUUUUUCUGUACCACCUGACAUAACACGCCUGAUACCUUUUUGCACGGUCUCUAAUUUUUGUAUUUUGAGUCCUAUUGCAUUGCUUAUUAGAUCUCUCUGCUAUCUGAUUACAUUGCUUUAUGCCAUGUAAUUUGUCUCGAGUCCCAGUGACAAAGGCAGAGCAUAAAUACAGUAAAUACAUACAUAAAUAAAAUUUUCAGAUAUC
Messenger RNA from Eublepharis macularius, 7411 nucleotides. Its product is annotated as T-cell surface glycoprotein CD3 epsilon chain. Gene Ontology annotation, molecular function: transmembrane signaling receptor activity. Lineage: Eukaryota; Metazoa; Chordata; Lepidosauria; Squamata; Eublepharidae. The record is from RefSeq and is a predicted model, not a curated record. The coding region runs from base 5866 to 6432 and encodes 188 amino acids. The transcript is spliced from 7 exons. Gene Ontology annotation, biological process: positive thymic T cell selection; cell surface receptor signaling pathway. Gene Ontology annotation, cellular component: alpha-beta T cell receptor complex; external side of plasma membrane; membrane.